AUGCUAGCGCAUGAAAGAUCCAUGUUCCAGAGGGGGCUGAAGAGGAAGCCUAUGGCUGUCGUCAAGAGGCUGCGCAAGGCGAAAAAGGAGGCACCUGCUGGUGAGAAGCCGGAGCCUGUCAGGACUCACCUUCGCAACAUGAUCAUUGUGCCAGAGAUGAUAGGCAGCGUAAUUGGAGUGCACAAUGGGAAAACGUUCAACCAGGUUGAGAUCAAGCCUGAGAUGAUUGAGCACUAUCUUGCUGAAUUCUCCAUCAGCUACGAGCCCGUCAAGCACGGAAGGCCCGGUAUCGGUGCUACCCACUCCUCGAGGUUCAUUCCUCUCAAGUGAACUAUCCCAGCGCAUGCUCAUGUCUGCGCCAAAGUUUUCAGGACCUCUGUUUAUCUAUUUUCGGAUA
Messenger RNA from Phragmites australis (common reed), 397 nucleotides. Its product is annotated as small ribosomal subunit protein uS19-like. Gene Ontology annotation, molecular function: structural constituent of ribosome. Gene Ontology annotation, biological process: ribosomal small subunit assembly; translation. The transcript has 3 exons. Gene Ontology annotation, cellular component: cytosolic small ribosomal subunit; ribosome. The record is from RefSeq and is a predicted model, not a curated record. NCBI's taxonomy places the organism in Eukaryota, Viridiplantae, Streptophyta, Magnoliopsida, Poales, Poaceae. Bases 1 to 330 code for a protein of 109 amino acids.